Molecule: messenger RNA, 573 nt
Organism: Raphanus sativus (radish)
Lineage: Eukaryota; Viridiplantae; Streptophyta; Magnoliopsida; Brassicales; Brassicaceae
Exons: 1
Coding region: 1-573 (190 amino acids)
Molecular function (GO): nucleic acid binding; zinc ion binding
Source: RefSeq, a predicted model, not a curated record
AUGAAGGAAGGAGAACUCAUCUCAGAUUACUUCUCAAGAGUCUUGACGGUUACUAAUAACCUAAAGAGAAAUGGUGAGAAGUUAGAUGAGGUGAGAAUCAUGGAGAAAGUUCUUAGAUCGUUGGAUUCGAAAUUCGAGCACAUUGUUACCGUGAUUGAAGAGACAAAAGACUUGGAGACUAUGACGAUGGAGCAACUUCUUGGAUCACUACAAGCUUAUGAAGAAAAGAAGAAGAAGAAAGAAGAUAUUGUGGAGCAAGUUCUCAAGAUGAAAAUUGAUCAAAAGGAAGAAGCUGCCCGAAAUCAUCCGAGACAUGGUGGUGGUCAUUUCCGAGGACGAGGACGUGGUGUCAAUGGAAGAGGUUGGAGACCAUAUGAAGAAAACUUCAACCAAAGAGGAGAGAAUUCAUCAAGAGGUCGUGGAAGAGGAAAUCCAAAAUCAAGGUACGAUAAAUCAAGCAUCAAAUGCUAUAGUUGCGGAAGGUUUGGACAUUAUGCUUCUGAAUGCAAAACUCCAAACAACAAUAAAGUUGAAGAGAAGUCCAACUAUGUUGAAGAAAAGAGUAAAGAAUAA